Messenger RNA from Symbiodinium natans, 702 nucleotides. NCBI's taxonomy places the organism in Eukaryota, Dinophyceae, Suessiales, Symbiodiniaceae. The record is from the annotation of a GenBank genome assembly.
AUGAGACUGAGCCUAGUUGCACGCGUUCCCGGGCCAGCAUAUGAGCAUCUCAAAUCUCAGGUCAUCACAGGUCCGAGUGGAGUUGGCAAGUCCACGCUGAUCAAGAAGCUGAUGGCAGAGUUCCCCGGACAGUUCGGAUUCUCAGUCUCACACACGACACGAGAGCCUCGUGCAGGGGAGGAGGCUGGAAUAGACUAUCACUUCGUGGCACGUGAUCAGAUGCAGCGAGACAUAGAAGCCGGCCUCUUUGUGGAGCACGCAGAGGUGCACGGCAACCUGUAUGGAACCUCCAUCGAAGCAGUGCAGGCCGUCACUCGCCAGGGAAAGGUAUGCUUACUUGACAUCGACGUGCAAGGCGCCGAAUCUGUGCGCCAGUCUGCGCUGGCAGGUACGUGCUCCUUCGUGUUCUUUGCACCGCCGACGGCAGCAGUUCUGGAGCAACGGCUGCGCGGGAGAGGGACUGAAACCGAAGAGAAGAUCCAGAAGAGGCUGUCCAAUUCCUUGAAGGAGCUGGCAAUCUACGAAGCAAAUCCCGGAGCGUGGGAUCUAACUCUCCAAUGGUACAACGAGCAAGUAGAGGAUGCAUACCAGGAGUUUCGAAGUUUUUUGGCGGGCCAACUUCCGAAAGUUGCAUCACCUGAGCAGAUCGCCACUGUUCGCAACUCUCCUGCCUUCCAGGGUGGAGCAUGUGCCAUUCCCUGA